AUGCCCGGCCUCAACCCAUGCACAAUGGCUUGGCUAUUUUGAAUAAUCUCGCGGAGGGUAGUCAGCUGCAUCAUCUCGAACUUAGAGUUGAGGUGAGGAAAAAAAAGGAUAUGAAGAGCAGCUCCCGUCGCUCUCUCUUCGAUAUGCUCGCUGGAUUGCAUCAGUGCAUACUUUGGCUUCAAUCUCACCUGACAAUCGUCUGAUCUCGUUGUCUUUACAUCAUCCUUCCAGUGUCGCUCAAUAUGCGUCACUGUUUACUUUCUUUUGCCGGGCUCGCGGUACUUCAAGCGAGUGUUGUGCAAGGGUUGCCUUGGUCAUUACGGUCCCUCUUCGAGCGACAGAACUCGGACCAGGGAACCGAUGUCACAGAUCUAACCUUCAUCAAAAAAUGGGCUGCGAUUGGUGAUUCCUAUGCCGCCGGGAUUGGAGCCGGAUCAAAGUUGUCUGAUUCUGGAAGCUGCGGUCGAUAUGAUAACUCGUAUCCUAUGAUGCUACAGCGAUAUGAUCAGAUGCCAAACCCAGCGCCAAAAAUGGAGUUCUUGGCCUGCUCCGGCGCCACGACGCCAGAAGUUUUGAGUAAGCAAGUAUCGAAGCUCGGGACGGGAUACGACUUGAUCACGCUGAGCACUGGAGGCAACGAUGUCGGCCUCGUGAGUAUACUCAAUCAAUGCAUCUACCAGUGGAACUCCGACAAUGGAAACGGCGGGUGCGAGAAGCAGCUGACCGAGUCCGAGAGGCUGAUUAAAGAUGUGCUGCCUGGGAACUUCGACAAGAUCACUGCCGAGUUGAAGCACAAAGUCGGUUCCGACCGGCGCAUUUAUUGGACCGGGUACGCUAACUUCUUCGACGACUCGACCACCGACUGUGAUAAGGUCUCGUGGGCGUUCUGGUUUAAUCUUGAGCGGAAGCAACAUCUCACGAAGGCGCGUCGUAAGCGCAUGAAUGACUUAGUCAAUGCUGUCAACGACCAGAUUAAGGCUGCCGCCGCUCGUGGAGGAGAUCAGUUUGUGUUUGUUGAUUACAACCAGUACUUCAUCCAGACACAAGGCCGAUUCUGCGAAGGCUCAACGAAGGAGCCCGAUGGUGACCGGGACGGUCUUCUCUUCUUUGAAUGGGAUACAAAGAACGGCCCAACCACGUUGACCCGCCGUGGUGGAAUCCCUGGAUUCGAUGAUGUACUCCCGGGUGACUUUAUCGGCAUUGACAAGCGCCAAGGGAAAUCAACACCGUCUGAAGACUCAUCUGGAUUGCGUGAACAGGUCUUCGGCCUUGUGGAGGCAGGCAAGGCCGCAAACACCAGUCUCUUGGUCUCGCUGCCAGACAAUAGUGCUGCUGACCCGGCCUUUCGCGGACGUAAAACACUCAGUAUCAGCGACCUGAUUUUCGAUACUAUUCUGAGAGUGUUCCACCCGCAGCCCGCGGGUCACGCUAUCAUCACCAGUUUGCUGGUUUGGCAUAUAUCUGAUCAGCAGGCGAAAUCACUUAAAGUAACAUGGGGACCCGAAAAGGGAGGGGACGGAUCCUUGGCUUGUGCGCGGUCGUAGGAAGGCGGGCUAGACGUCGUAUACAUAGAAUAGCAAAUGAGUUUGCCUUUAUCGAAAUUCAUCCUACCAGCAUGUUUGAACACCAGCAGACGUAUGAGGAG
This is a messenger RNA of Cadophora gregata, 1645 nucleotides long. RefSeq lists its product as uncharacterized. The transcript is spliced from 2 exons. Gene Ontology annotation, biological process: triglyceride catabolic process. The record is from RefSeq and is a predicted model, not a curated record. NCBI's taxonomy places the organism in Eukaryota, Fungi, Ascomycota, Leotiomycetes, Helotiales, Ploettnerulaceae. Bases 243 to 1544 code for a protein of 433 amino acids. Gene Ontology annotation, molecular function: triacylglycerol lipase activity.